Messenger RNA from Colletotrichum destructivum, 1933 nucleotides. RefSeq names its product Putative AP endonuclease 2, xylose isomerase-like, TIM barrel domain-containing protein. Gene Ontology annotation, biological process: base-excision repair. The record is from RefSeq and is a predicted model, not a curated record. The transcript has 3 exons. NCBI's taxonomy places the organism in Eukaryota, Fungi, Ascomycota, Sordariomycetes, Glomerellales, Glomerellaceae. Gene Ontology annotation, cellular component: nucleus; mitochondrion. Gene Ontology annotation, molecular function: DNA binding; zinc ion binding; phosphoric diester hydrolase activity. The coding region runs from base 161 to 1555 and encodes 464 amino acids.
AACCAUGACGCGCUUAGCACAACGACAGUUCUUUACUUUUCCCAGCCCACUGCUUCCGUUUCCCCUCUAAGCUGCCCAUUUGCCCUUUUUCUCUGAAAAUAAUACAUCAUUGGGCCCUGAUAUUCGUUUAAAAUCUGUACGACUCGUGACAGGUUGGAAAAUGCCUCCCCGCACGUCUGCCCGCAGAAAAGCGCAAGCUGUUCUUGAGACCAAGGUCGAAGAGACGACGACAACGACCACGAGGACGAACGGAACCAAGAACACAUCUAUCGCUGCCACUCAGACCAAGAGCACAGCUGCUAAGAAACCAGUCGCCAAGCGCAAGGCCGCGUCGGACGACGAGCACGAGAGCUGUGGGAGCUGCGUCGAGAAGGACGAGGAGAAGCCCGCCAAGAAGAGGAAGACCGCGGCCAAGGGCAAGGCGAAGAAGGAGGACGAUAUGCCUCUGACGGAUCGUACGGUGGUUUCUUCGCUGAAGAAGGCGAUGUACAUUGGUGCUCAUGUGAGCGGUGCUGGUGGUGUGCAAAACUCUAUCCAAAACGCCCUCAACAUUGGCGCCAAUGCCUUCGCGCUGUUUCUCAAGUCACAGCGGAAGUGGGAGAGCCCCCCGCUGGCAGCGGAUGUGAAGACGCAGUUCGUCUCACUGGCAAAGGACAACGGCUACGACGCUGCCGCCCACGUCCUCCCCCACGGUUCCUACCUUGUCAAUCUCGCCCAGGCAGAUGCCGCCAAGGCGAAACAGGCGUACACGAGCUUCAUUGAUGACCUCCAGCGGUGCGAGCAGCUUGGGAUCAAGUUGUACAACUUCCACCCGGGGAACACGGGAGGCGCCUCGCGCGAGGAGGCGUGCGGGCGCAUCGCGGCGCAGCUGAAUACGGCGCACAAGGCGACGAAAAACGUCAUCACGGUACUGGAGAACAUGGCUGGCGCGGGCAAUGUCAUUGGCACCAAGUUCGAGGACCUGAAGCACAUCAUCGACAAGGUCGAGGACAAGAAGCGGGUCGGCGUGUGCAUCGACACGUGCCACGCCUUCGCCGCGGGCUACGACCUGAGGACACCCGACAAGUUCCACGAGACGAUGAAGGAGUUUGACAAGAUUGUCGGAAACAAGUAUCUCAAGGCAUUCCAUCUCAACGACAGCAAGGCCCCCUUCGCCUCGCAUCGCGACCUGCACGCCAACAUCGGCACAGGCUUUCUCGGCCUCCGCGCCUUUCACACGCUCGUCAACCACGAGCCCUUCCAGAACCUCCCCAUGGUCCUCGAGACGCCCAUCGACCGCAAGGACGCUAACGGCAAGACGGUCGAGGACAAGCAGGUGUGGGCGGACGAGAUCAAGCUGCUGGAGCGGCUGAUUGGCAUGGAUGCCGAGGGCGAAGAGUUCAAGGAGCUCGAGGAGGAACUGCGGGGCAAGGGGGAGGGCGAGAGGAGCAAGAUCCAGGACCAGGUCGACCGCAAGGCGGAGAAGGACGCGAAGAAGGGGACUAGGGGGGCGAAAAAGGGUGCGGCGGUGAAGGGGAGGAAGAAGAAGGCCGAAACGGAUGAUGAGAGUGAGUAAAGAAAGGGCGCGGUAAGGCGAGAUGCAUGGCGGUGUACCGACAUGUGCUUUUGCAGGGCCAGAUAGCCCGUGUAUUUCUACGCGCGAGCGCUCACGGCAGACGGUCGGAGGCUCGAGCCAGUCGUCAUGAAUACCUAACCAUUCCUGGACACUCGCAACACACUCGACUUGUAUCCGGCGUCACGGAGCGGUAGGGGCGGCAGUGGGCCUCUGAAGCUUGGGAAGGGGAGAGGCAUCCGGUGCAUGCGGCUCCCGCUUCUCGGCACCCGAUGUCUUGGGAACCCCAUGCAGCCAAGCGGCCCAGCUCUUCCUGGGUGCCCACGGAGAGGCCGCCGCCUCCGCCCGGCUUUGCGUGGAGUCGAUCCCUGUCCGUCCUUC